CAUGAAAUGUUUUGAAGGACCAGCAGAAGUCUCAGAGUCUUAGUUGACACAAUUAACAGCAAAUGGGUGGAGAGCAAUGAUAGACAAAUCCUUCGUUACACUAAGAAUUCUUCAAAGGAAAUUGUUUGGUUUGAGUUACUGGUAAGUGGCUAGGACUCAGUCUAGCAUGAAAUCCAUGUUCAUGGUUAUGAUGAUUGGAUGUGAGCUAUUACAUAUAUGGUAGUAUCCCUUGGGAUUUUAUGGGUUUAUUGAUGUGAGAAAGCUGUUGGAAUUUAGUCUGCUCUAGUUAAACUCCUAUAGUUUGAAAUAAGCUGAGCACAUCUUCAGCUGUCUUUAAGUUAUAAAGCUAUCUUUAAAUUGAUUAGGAAGAAAUUUGAGCUAAGCUGACAUAUAGGGUAUAUGGAAUUUGUGUUCCUUUAUGUAUGCAGGCUUUAAAAUUAAGUUGACUUUAAUUUUAUUUAGCAGAAAUAAGAGUGCAUUGUUGUUGUUUCUUGUUCAGUUGCACUGCAUAUCCACUAGCGGCACAGAGGAAUCUGCUAGAAUGAUGAAAUUUGAGUAGUAGUGUGUGUAGAAGAGCAGGCAGAAAGGAUGUGGAUAAUUAAUGCUUGAUUUAUUUAUGUUGAUGAGUUGACUUACUGUUUGCCUCACAGGAAAACUGUCUUGUGUAUUACAAAGAGAAAGGAGAUUGAUUAAACAAAAAGCACACAUAGAAAGGGAACUCUUGUCUGUAUUCAAAUUUUAAGUCCACUUCCAAGUACAGAAUUUGUUUCUGCGGAGUUCGGGUUUGCCAUAUUAGUCCUUGCCUUUGGUGGACUUCCCUGGCAGUCCUGACAGCCCAUCUCAUGGGUUCUUAAGGAUGUCAUCCAAGCUAAGGGUACGGUAUUUCCCCAAAUGGGGCAUGUUUAACUUUGAAUCUUAAUGUUUGUGUUUAAUGGCUGCUCUUGUAAAAAACAGGUUUAUGCUCAAAUAGCUAUUACAUUAAUUGAUAUAUUUGCUCAGAACAGUUGAGCUUUCGAUCACCUUCCAUCUAUCUACUGUCUUAUCUAUAUUCCCCGUUACCUAUAACCCAACACUCCACAAACACCCUCCCCGCCCCCCCCGCCCUUAGUAGUACUGCAUUCCUGAAACUUUGUAGGUGGUUUUAACUCUGAUAUUAUCACAACUUUUAAGUUACCUCUUUAAAUAUUUGCUUUCUGUGGAAUAUGUUAAAAACCUGUAUAAUUUAUAUGAAUUAACUACGUUCCGUCCUUGAGCUCAGUAAGCUGGCUUCUGUCAUCUGCCUCCAGUUUUACUAUUAAGUAGUCUUUGGGCUACAUCAAAACCAGUUUGUUAUCUCUGCCUGUCUAGAUGUGCUAGUCUUGCUAGCACACAUUCACCGAUAGAAGAACCUUCUUCUAUUCGAAGUUAAUAGAAUCUUGUUUUAUCUUGGAAUGUGCUAAAAGAAUAAUUGUUCCAAAAUGCUAAGAAUGGAGUGCUUGGUUUUUCCGGCACAGUAAGAAGCGUGUUUUGUACACACAUCUGACGUUUCUGUCAGCACUGAAAUGGCAUUGCUUUUAGAUUCUGGGGCACCAGAUGUUUUAACUGUUUCUAAUGUGCCGUUGACAGGUGUUUUGCCUUAUGGAUGGAGAUAUUUGGACACAUUUUAGCUGUAUUAAUGGUAAUUUUCAGGGUUAUGUGCAAACAGGCAGCUGAGCUUUUGCUCUUGAGCUCAGUUAUACGUUUGAUGUAUUUAAAAUACUAAGCUUCUCGACGUCGUUUUAGUUAACUCCUGCUUUCAGCUGGAAUCUGAUAGCCAACAGUGGAAGAACAGUUUCCAAACGUCCUGUCAACUAAGAAGUUAUACUGUGUAUCAUGGACAUCAAUGAUUUUGUAGUACUUCCAGGCUCAAAAACUGGAACCUCAGUGAGAUUAAAAGCAAAAACUGUCAGAGAAUUGCAGUUGGAGAAAGUGCAGUUAGAAACAGAAAAUGAAGAGAUGGAGAAGAAACUACGGCAACUACAGUUAAAGAUGAGCAGAGAAAAAGAAGAGAGAAGGAAAUCAAGUGCUUAUCACUGGAAAUCCGGACAGGCAGGACCAAUGACCAUCCAAGCCCGAGUUCUGUCACAAAGCAAAGAAAAAAAUAAUAAGGCUUCUUCGGGAAAAAUGAAGUUUCAAAUACUCAAGGAACAGAUUCCAGAGCCAGUGAAAGAACCUUUUAAGCAUGAAGUGGUAAACGCUGUAGCUCCUGAAAAACCUGCAGUGAAGGGGAUAGCAUGUGAACUAUGUGAAAUUAAGGGCAUGCAGCUGGAACUGUCCUCAGAAUCAAACUGUACAGACCUUGAAAUUCAGGACAAAGGAUUAUUACUAAAUGGAACGUUUAAUGAGGAGGAAUCUGCAAAGUCUUUUCAGGAAGCUUUGCUUCAGUGGAGGGAAGGAGAACAACUGUGUGCCAGUGAGGUCCUAUCAGAAUCUGUGGGAAUUUGUGAGGUACAGGCCAAUCUUACUGUUAUGAAGGAACCUAUUCAAAUUGAAUUCAAGAAGGAUGGCCUGAGCUACAUGGAGAAACUCUUGCUUAAGAAAUACAGAAGAACUCCUGUUGAUCGAAUUUCUGGUAGUUGCAUUAAAGAUUUAAGGCCUGUGCAAACACUGAGUGUACAUCAGGCUGCUGUUGCAGGAGGAGGAGGAGAUGAUGAUGGUGUUGAUGACUUAACAGCUGAAGAGGUCAGGAGAUACUGGACAUCUGUUUUUAGAGAGGAAGUACCCAACGCCAUUUCUGACAGUUCAGAGUCCUCUUUGAAAAUUGAAUUCCUUGAUGAUUCUUAUGGCAAGGACUUGGAAGAAUCAUCUGACUUUUUGGUAAUGGAAGCUGGGGCUAUGGGAAUGAAUAAGCAAGGAAAAACUGAACCACUCAAGCAGUGUGGAAGAAACCCUGUUUCUUCUGAAGAAAUUUCUCAAGAAAAAAUGGUUGCCUGCAGUCAUCUUGAAAGAAACACGUUGCAAAAGGAGAGCAUUGAACUAAAGACUAUGAGAAGAUCACUUGGCUCCUGUGAACUACCUGAGAUCUCUAACCCUGCUGAACUAAUGAGCAAUAAAUAUCUGCCUGAGGCACAACUGCAGCAAACCAAUAAAGAUUCACAAGAACUGGGUAGUGUCUGCAAUAGUCAGAGUUUGGUUUUGCCUGUAACUACGUCAUCUUCAGCGUUACAGGAUGUAGCCAAAAGACAGAAAUCCAUUUCUACACGGUAUCGAGGACUUGAAGGUUUCUUUGCUGUGGGUACAAACCCUAAACAAGUAAUUUCUGAAGCACGUUCUUCACUGUGUGCUAACUCUAGCUCCGUGGACAGUCGUAUAACAUUUUCAGGAAAUGGAAGGUGGAUUACUGAAAGGAGCUUAAGUGAGUAUGCUGAUGAGACUAUAGUUCAAGGUGUCUUAGAAAGUCAGUUGAAUAAACCUAUGGAGGCUCAAAAUAGAAUUUCUCCUUUGAUGGUACCGUGGAGGCCAUACCCAGGGAAUGAUUCUAGAAGACCUUGGUCAACAAAUAUGCUACAUUCUAAACUGACUGGAAAUUGUACAACAAACACUCAACCAAGACCAAAGAGUUCACCUACGCAUAUGUUGACACUUAAUACUGCGACGCCAAAACGAAAGUGCGCUGAUGUGACUAAACAAGAUGAGUGUCUUUGGGAAUAUGUUGCUGACCAAGAAGCUCUACUUACUCUGGAAAAAGAAUUACUAACUUACACAGGUCCUGAAAAACAUUACAGCUUAACUUCUGAAGAUGUAACCUCCUUCCACAGACACUCAGAGAAGAUAUGUAGAAAUACUACAGAUUUCCAUAAAAACCUGGAGGUAAAAGACCACAGCAUAUUUGAUACUCUUAGGGGCUGGGAUGAAAGCCAAAUGGAUGAUGAGGAAGAAAUUCUGGAGGAUAAGCAACAGGUUCUUGCAUUACAGUGAACAUGCAAAGAACUUAAUGCAAUUUUUAUCUUUGCAUAUCGAACAAAACCAAGAAGCAGACGAAGAGGUGUCUUGAGUGCUGCUCAAGAUAUUAUCUAUUAAGGAUUAUUUUGUAAAACUGUCAAUAAAAAUUCUUAAAACCCUCUUGAUUUUGACUUUUAUUA
Messenger RNA from Falco peregrinus (peregrine falcon), 4100 nucleotides. RefSeq names its product zinc finger B-box domain containing (gene ZBBX). The record is from RefSeq and is a predicted model, not a curated record. The coding region runs from base 1852 to 3936 and encodes 694 amino acids. Gene Ontology annotation, biological process: cilium movement. Gene Ontology annotation, cellular component: motile cilium. The transcript is spliced from 18 exons. NCBI's taxonomy places the organism in Eukaryota, Metazoa, Chordata, Aves, Falconiformes, Falconidae.